This is a messenger RNA of Sceloporus undulatus (fence lizard), 3013 nucleotides long. RefSeq names its product 5-beta-cholestane-3-alpha,7-alpha-diol 12-alpha-hydroxylase-like. The record is from RefSeq and is a predicted model, not a curated record. The transcript has a single exon. NCBI's taxonomy places the organism in Eukaryota, Metazoa, Chordata, Lepidosauria, Squamata, Phrynosomatidae. The coding region runs from base 1 to 1542 and encodes 513 amino acids. Gene Ontology annotation, molecular function: sterol 12-alpha-hydroxylase activity; iron ion binding; heme binding.
AUGAUGUUUUGGGAGACUGUGCUCUUGGCUUUUUUAGCAUCUCUCUUCGCAACUGUUAUUGGUGGACUAUAUGCGAUAGGAGCCUUCCGCAAGAGAAAAGCCAAGGAACCACCAUUGGACAAAGGUUUCAUUCCAUGGCUAGGCUAUGGUAUAAAUUUCAAGAAAAACCCAGUGGAAUUUUUGGAAAGGAUGAAGAAGAAACAUGGGGAUGUUUUUACAGUGCUAGUUGGUGGCAAUUAUUUACAUUUUGUGAUGGACCCUCAUGCUUACAGUCGCAUCAUAAAGGAGUCAAAAGACAAACUGGACUUCAACACAUUUGCUUCUGUGAUAGUUUUCAAUGCGUUUGAUUUUCACACAUCAGAAUCUCAUCAUAAGAUUGUGCAAACAAUUAGCAAGAAGUAUCUCAAUGGGAAGAAUCUAGCUGUCCUGAACCAGGUUAUGAUGGAGAAAUUGGAGACUGUCAUGCUUCACAGCCAAGGUUCAGGCGGGAGAAAAAGAUCUUGGCAACAGGAUGGAGUCCUCCACUUUAGCUACAAAACCAUCUUCCAAGCAGCUUUCCUGACUUUGUUUGGCACUGAUCCAGACCAACAUGUUGCGGAGGAAGAAAAAGCUGGAGAAAACAACCUCAUGCAAUGUGGAGAGCUAUUUGACGAUUUUAAGAAAUUUGACAAUUUCUUUCCCCAAAUGGCUCUUAGCCUUCUGGAUCCUCUGGGCAAAAAAGAAACACAGAGGUUGAAACACAUCUUCUGGAAUGUUCUGUCUGUAGAAAAGGUUUAUCGGAAGAACAACAUCAGCAGUUGGGUCACUGAGCAAGAUCGCCAGAUGGCUGAAAUUGGAAUGACUGAGAAGAUGAGAGCUCAAUUCCUCUUUCUUCUCCUCUGGGCAUCUCAAGCUAACACCGGCCCAGCUACCUUCUGGAUUCUUGUCCAUCUCCUAAAAUAUCCAGAAGCAAUGAAAGCAGUGCGGAAAGAAUUGGAUAAUGCACUAAGAGAGAUUGGUCAAGAGAUAGAGUCAGACAGCCCCAUGAUCCAUGCCACAUUGAAUAUGAUGAAGACCCCUCUUCUGGACAGUGCAAUACAGGAAACGCUGCGCUUGAAAGCAAGUCCUUUUCUGUUCAGAAGUGUGAUGCAGGACACAAACAUUAAGAUGGCUGAUGGAAGAGAAUACGUCUUACGGAAAGGAGACCAUCUACUUCUUUUCCCCUACAUUUCACUACAUAUGGAUCCAGAAAUCCAUCCUGAUCCUCAGAGAUUCAAAUAUGACAGGUUCUUGAACUUGGGUGGCACCAAACAAGAAUUUUAUAAGAAUGGGAAAAAGCUGAAGCAUUACAGUAUGCCCUUUGGUGCUGGUCCCUCUAUGUGCCCCGGGCGAUUCUUUGCCGUUAGUGAGAUGAAGAUGUUUGUGAUCCUGAUGCUCACCUACUUUGACAUGGAACUGGUUAAUUCAGAAGAGGAGAUACCUCCAGUAGAUGGAAGCCGCUAUGGGUUUGGAACCACACAUCCUUCUCAUGAUAUUCAGUUUAGGUAUCGAUUACGAGUGUAACCUAGCUUUCAUAGCUUUCCAGCACAUGGGAGGGGAGGCUUUAAAGUUUUCUCAUUUCAUCAUGAAAAUUAUUGGAUUACAAUAAUUUUGACAACUUUUUGCUGCCUCAGCCACAUUCUCCUUCCCAGUCAUUUUAGGGGAUAAAUGGUCUAUUGUUUAAGACAGUCCAUUGCUUAGGGGAUAAAUGGUCCAUUGCUGCUCAUCCUCAUUUUUUAAUCUUAUGGUGAGUGGGCUGUUAUAGACCUACAGGAGGAAGCUUCUGCAUGAAAAACUUGCCAUAUAUUCCUAGCCUGGGUGGGUUCCUGAAUUGAGCUCCAGCCAGCCUGGAAUGGGAGCCUCCUAAUUCUGAUAUUAGGGUAAACAUAAGGAUAUUGAGGAGUAGGUACACUUAAUCUUUCUCAUCUAUCCUUUUUCCGUGGUGCUGCACAGACCUAGAGAAUCAGAAUCGGCUGGCUGUCAGCACCCAAAACUGGAAAUCUUACUGCUAUUUGUGAAGUCCAAAUUCUCUGUGCCGACAAUGAGAUGUGUUAUCUCAGUUACACAGAGGUUUAUUAUCUCUUUAUUAUUUUUGGCUGGCCGUAUUUCAUUUCCAAACUUCUAGGUGUGACUAUUUGAGUUCACUACCGAACGUUGCUUUUGUAUUACCUUAGUGAAGUCUUUCUGUUCUGCCAUAUUAUAAGCUAUUGGGGAUUCAAGUGCAUCAAUUCCCCUUUCCACCUUGAAUGUUUCUGUUUUUGUUUUGCAAACUAAUGCUUCAUAUUCCAUAGUUCUCAUACAGAGUACUACAUUCAUCUUUCCAAGUUGGGCUAUUUCAUAGUCUCCACUUUUCCCUUUUUAGUAUAGGCAAUGCCCCUGAGAGAGUAUAUUGUAUGUGUGGGUGGUUCCAUUUUGUUUCCAGGCUUGACCAUCCAAUUUCGUUGCUAACAUAGAUAGUGAUUGUAUAUUGUACCUAUUGUUGCAAAACAAAUUAACUGUGUUAAUACUGUGGAACUUUAGUACUGAAAUGGGCUUAUUGAUUAUGCUUUCAUUUUGUUUUGUUGACUGCUACUGGUUUUUCUGACUGAUUCACACUGAGUUCAUUUGGGAUAUUCAUUUAAUAGAUAGAGGCCAAACAGAGGUGAACCCAGCUAUGGUCCGUAUGCACCUGAGUAACCCAGAGCUCAAUGAGUCAUAAAUGUGUGGAGUCAUAAAUGCUAAUGAAUAGUCAUUAAGGGUGAUAGACUGAAUGCCAGAAUGAACAAGAUGUGGAGAUACAGAGAUACAGAUCUUUGAAAGACCCCAAUGCAGCUGGGCAACCCAUCAAUUUUGAAUUUGUACCAAGUAGGUCUCUGUUUAUUUUACUGCAGUAAUUUUAAAAGAAAGUGUUGCUUCCUUUUCCUACAUAUUUUCAAACACUGCAUUUUGUUUCCCCUUGGAGCCAACGUACCAAUAUUGCCCUUUGAAUUUUCAUUGCUUUCUAUUAUGCCAUUAA